This is a messenger RNA of Neopelma chrysocephalum (saffron-crested tyrant-manakin), 2362 nucleotides long. RefSeq names its product tyrosine 3-monooxygenase-like. The record is from RefSeq and is a predicted model, not a curated record. Gene Ontology annotation, biological process: dopamine biosynthetic process from tyrosine. Bases 150 to 1523 code for a protein of 457 amino acids. Gene Ontology annotation, molecular function: tyrosine 3-monooxygenase activity; iron ion binding. NCBI's taxonomy places the organism in Eukaryota, Metazoa, Chordata, Aves, Passeriformes, Pipridae. The transcript has 12 exons. Gene Ontology annotation, cellular component: perikaryon; axon; cytoplasm.
UGUCUGGCAGCUCUGAUCUCACCACCCACACAGACACUGCAUCUCCAGUCCCACCAAUUCCCCAGGCUAUUUCUCUGGGAGAAGCAUUCACACCCUCAGGCAGUUUCCACUCAACAUCUGGCAGUUACAAUCCACUCCCCUAUGUCCCAAUGAAGACUGACUUGGUGGGCAUUUCAGGCCUGAAAGAAGAGGCCAUCAAGGAGAAGGAGAUGUGUGGCAUAGAGUCAUUGAACAGCCAAGGCAGCCUGGGCUCCAACAGGGAGGAUGACAGAGCUACUCUCAUCCUGACCCUCACUCUCUGCAAUGUGAGGAAGAUUGAGCUCUCUAAGGCAGCCAAAGUCUUUGAGAUGUUUGAAACUCAGAUCUAUCAUUUUGAAACCCGACGAGUGAAAAAGCCCAAGAAGUCUGCUGAUGAUCUUGACAUUUUCAUUGAAUGUGAAGUUCACAGUGCCAAUGUUAGUAUCCUUAUCACCUCCUUAAAGAGAGUAGCAGAGGAUGUGAAAACUAGCAGAGAAGACAAAGUACCCUGGUUCCCUAGAAAAAUCCAAGAUCUGGACAAGUGUCACCAUCUGAUCACUCAGUAUGAUCCCUGUUUGGACCAUGGUCACCCUGGAUAUGCUGACCUGGAAUAUAAGAAACGGAGGGCAUUCUUUGUCGAUCUUGCCUUAAACUACAGACUGGGAGACCCUUUGCCUCUCAUCGAGUACACAGCGCAGGAGACUGCAACUUGGAGACAAGUCUACAGGAAGCUGAGAAGCCUUUACCCUACUCACGCCUGUACACAGUACCUGGAUGCUUUCCAGCUGCUGGAGAGGUACUGUGGCUACCAAGAAGAUAACAUACCUCAACUUCAGGAUGUCUCCAGAUUUUUAAAAGAGAGAACAGGUUUCCAGCUGAGACCAGCUGCAGGACUGCUGUCUGCUCGUGACUUCCUUGCCAGCCUGGCAUUUCGUGUCUUCCCGUGCACACGAAGGCAUUUCUCUUCUCCUAUGCAUUCCCCGGAACCAGACUGUUGCCAUGAGUUGCUGGGUCAUGUUCCCAUGCUAGCUGACAAGGAGUUUGCCCAGUUCUCACAGGAUAUUGGACUGGCUUCUCUUGGAUCAUCUGAAGUGGAGAUUGAGAAACUGGCCACACUCUAUUGGUUCACUGUGGAGUUUGGUCUCUGCAAGCAAAAUGGAUUGAUCAAAGCUUACGGGGCAGGACUGCUUUCGUCUUAUGGGGAGCUUAUGUAUGCUUUGUCAAACAAGCCAGAGUACAAGCCUUUUGAUCCAGAAGUGACUGCAGUUCACCCCUAUCAGGAUCAAGCUUUCCAGCCUGUCUAUUUCAUAGCAGAAAAUUUUGAAGAUGCCAAGGUCAAGCUUCAAAACUACACAAUGAAGAUUAAGAAGCCUUUUGCUCUGUUCUAUGACCCCUUCACCAACAGCAUUGAGAUUAUGAACACACCACAGAAAGUCAAGAAGACACUCUGUCAGAUGAAAGAGGAGCUAAAAAACCUCUGCUUGGCUCUUGAAAACAUCUCUUAAAACUACAGCAGUUCAUCUCACCUGUCACUGAGAUACUUGAAGGUGGUUUCAGCACUUGAAGAGUCAGUGAUGAAGCUGUAGUUGGAUGCAAAAAUCUUUAAUGUGCAAACCAGCUCAGUUUAUCUAAUCUUUUCACCAUAAUUUAAGCUGCUGACUUAAACACAUUAGUAAAUUCCUAUUUAGUAUGUUUCAAUGGCACAAAAGACCAAAUUACUCCAAUUUUUGGUAGGUGAUAUGAGCUACAUCUGUUUGCAGUGUAUUUAUUUGUUAUUGUACUUUAUUGGAUUUUUAAUUCCCCUGCCACCUUUUCAAGUUAUCUAUCACAAAAUAGCACAGUAACUUUUCAUCCACACAGUCUUUUAUUUUCUGCCUUCAUGACAUGAUCACAACCUCUUAGGCUGGCUAGCUGCCUACAGUUAGCAGUCCUUGCAGCUAGCUCAUUGCUGCUAGCAAUUAUUAUCAACUAUUGUGCCCACAAACUAUGAAUGGUUCCCUUACAAUGUGCAAAUACAAGACUUUGUAAGAGGAACACUUUACUCCUGCUCACUAUUUAUUUUUUAAAAUACUCAUUCAGUAGCCUUCAAAUAUGACAAAAAGAUUUCCUGUUGCAUUACAGAUCACAGAAUAUUUGUACUUUGGCUAAAAGAAAAAGAAGAAAAUAAAAGGCCCAAGAUACUCUGGCUCUGUCACAUACAAGGAUGCUUAAUUUGAAUAAGAAAUUUGAAUUCUGAGGAGAAGAUUUUUGUGUAAGGAAAGAUUUGCAAAGAGGCCUUUAAGAAAUAUGUUUCUGUUGGUUUUUCAUGGGAUUAAGAUUCUCCAGGAUGCCUUUAAAAAUCUUU